CCCUGCUCAGUCAAGAUUCGAACCCUGCUUUUCUCAUUUAUCAAAUGUGAAUUGAUAAAAGUGUGGCAUUUGCUGGUUAAUUAUUUUAGGAAAAAACAUUUAUUCGCGUAUAAUUCUGAUUUAAUUAAUUAAGAGUCGUAUGCCAUUAUGUCUCUCUCCUCGAUUAAACAGGCUGGAAAGCGAUUGUACAUGUUUCGAAGACCAAAUCGAUGGACUAAAGGACUUGGUUCCGAGUUACCACUAGAGUACAGAAAAUUCUGGAGAGAAUGGACAAAGGCGCCGGCUGCUGUUCAUUAUAUUGAACGGAAAGGCACUUAUUACAAAAAUUACUUUGGGGAAGUACUUCCAGUACAAAAUGUACCAUUACCUCUAUUUUAUACAAAGGAGAGUCAGAAGGGCAUAUGGGGAGGAGAAUCUAUUGUGCAAGGCUUUAAAAAGAAGGGUAAAUAUAAGAGACGAGUACCACAUUUUUGGAUACCUCAUCUGAAAAAGUCUGUUGUCUAUAGCGAAGUCCUUGACACAUAUAUGAAUAUUGUUGUUACUCCGAGAACAAUCCAAUUAAUUCAUGAAAAUUAUGGAUUUGAUCAUUAUCUAUUAAAGACACAAGCCUGCAACUUGAAAUCUUUACUUGCUCUAAAAUUGAAACGUAAGAUACUUAUAGCAUUAGCAGAUAAAACUUUAUAUCCUAAAAAUCCAGAAAAGCGUGAAGAAGUAUAUGCGAAGUACGAGAAAUACUUGAAAUAUUACACAAGAGAACAAAUAGAAUGGUAUGGUUUGACAUAUCGAGAAGCCAUUGGUAAGUGGUUAAAAUUAAAGAAAACAGAUCCACAACCUUUGAAAAUUCAAUAUAGAUCAGAAUUAAUUGCUAAACUCAAGGAGAAUAAUAUUAAAGAAGCUGAAAAUGUAGAUGUUGUAGUGCCAGAGGAAACAAGCUGGUUAAACAAAAUAAAUCCUUUCUCCAAAACUACGAAGACUAAAUAAGUAAAAAUUUCUAUUAGAUAAUACACAAAGAAAGUUACAAUAUAAUUUCUUGAAUAUUACAAAUUUUCUUUGAAAUAAAUGUCUUUUGACAAAUAUA
Molecule: messenger RNA, 1078 nt
Organism: Nylanderia fulva
Lineage: Eukaryota; Metazoa; Arthropoda; Insecta; Hymenoptera; Formicidae
Gene: mRpL28
Product: mitochondrial ribosomal protein L28
Cellular component (GO): mitochondrial large ribosomal subunit
Molecular function (GO): structural constituent of ribosome
Source: RefSeq, a predicted model, not a curated record